CGCCGCAUUGUUUGCUUCGCUGGGGAGCGAGCGAGCGACCCGGCCCUGGCGUCCGAGCCAGCCCCGCGUCCCGCGCCCGCCGCCCGCCGCCCGCCGCCCGCGCCCGCGCCCGCCGGCCGGGCCCCCCGAGCCGGGCCUCCAGCCGGGCCCCGAGCCCGAGCCCGCGCCGCGCGAGCCGCUGCCCGAGAGUCCGCGGCCGCCGCUGCCGGGCCCGGAGCCGCCGCGGCCGAGAAGAGCCCGCGCCCAGGAGCGGCGGCGGGGCCCGGCCUGCGCGGCCGUUGGCGGAGGAGCCGCGGGCGCCAUUAGCGCCGCCUCGGCCGCGCCGGCCCCCGCGCCCGCCCGCUUGCCGGGCUCCCGCGGCCGCGGCGCCCCGAAGGUAAUCAUUACCAAAUGAGGAGGAAAGGACGAUGUCAUCGAGGCUCUGCAGCGAGGCAUCCUUCUUCCCCAUGCAGUGUUAAACACUCCCCCACGCGAGAAACGCUGACCUACGCUCAAGCUCAAAGGAUGGUAGAGAUAGAAAUUGAAGGGCGCUUGCACAGGAUCAGUAUUUUUGAUCCCCUGGAGAUCAUAUUGGAAGAUGACCUCACUGCUCAAGAGAUGAGUGAGUGCAACAGCAAUAAGGAAAACAGCGAGCGGCCCCCUGUCUGCUUAAGAACUAAGCGUCACAAAAACAACAGAGUCAAAAAGAAAAAUGAGGCCCUCCCCAGCGCCCACGGCACGCCGGCCUCGGCCAGUGCCCUCCCGGAGCCCAAGGUGCGCAUCGUGGAGUACAGCCCUCCGUCCGCCCCCAGGAGGCCUCCGGUGUACUACAAGUUCAUCGAGAAGUCGGCUGAGGAACUGGACAACGAGGUGGAGUAUGACAUGGACGAGGAGGACUAUGCCUGGCUGGAGAUCGUCAAUGAGAAGCGCAAGGGCGACUGCGUCCCCGCCGUGUCGCAGAGCAUGUUUGAGUUCCUGAUGGACCGCUUCGAGAAGGAGUCGCACUGCGAGAACCAGAAGCAGGGCGAGCAGCAGUCUCUGAUCGAUGAGGACGCCGUGUGCUGCAUCUGCAUGGACGGGGAGUGCCAGAACAGCAACGUGAUCCUCUUCUGUGACAUGUGCAACCUGGCCGUGCACCAGGAGUGCUACGGGGUGCCCUACAUCCCCGAGGGCCAGUGGCUCUGCCGCCACUGCCUGCAGUCCCGGGCCCGGCCCGCCGACUGUGUGCUGUGCCCCAACAAGGGUGGUGCCUUCAAAAAGACAGAUGACGACCGCUGGGGUCACGUGGUGUGUGCCCUGUGGAUCCCAGAGGUCGGCUUUGCCAACACGGUGUUCAUCGAGCCCAUUGAUGGGGUGAGGAACAUCCCUCCAGCCCGGUGGAAACUGACAUGCUACCUCUGUAAGCAGAAGGGCGUGGGUGCCUGCAUCCAGUGCCACAAAGCAAACUGCUACACAGCAUUCCAUGUGACGUGUGCCCAGAAGGCUGGCCUGUACAUGAAAAUGGAGCCCGUGAAGGAACUGACUGGCAGUGGCACCACCUUCUCCGUCAGAAAGACCGCUUACUGUGAUGUCCACACGCCUCCAGGCUGCACCCGGAGGCCUCUGAAUAUUUACGGGGAUGUCGAAAUGAAAAAUGGCGUCUGUCGAAAAGAGAGCUCGGUUAAAACGGUCAGGUCCACAUCCAAGGUCAGGAAGAAGGCAAAAAAGGCUAAGAAAGCUCUGGCGGAGCCCUGCGCGGUCCUGCCGACCGUGUGCGCUCCUUAUAUUCCCCCGCAGAGACGGAGUCUCAUUCUGUCGCCCAGGCUGGAGUGCAGUGGCAUGAUCUCAGCUCACUACAACUUCCGCCUCCCGUGUUCAAGCGAUUCUCCUGCCUCAAGCCUCCCAAGUAGCUGGGAUUACAGGUUAAAUAGGAUUGCGAAUCAGGUGGCCAUUCAGCGGAAGAAGCAGUUUGUGGAGCGAGCCCACAGCUACUGGCUGCUCAAGCGGCUGUCCAGGAAUGGUGCCCCCCUGCUGCGGCGGCUGCAGUCCAGCCUGCAGUCUCAGCGAAGCUCACAGCAGAGAGAAAACGAUGAGGAGAUGAAGGCUGCCAAAGAGAAGCUGAAGUACUGGCAGCGGCUGCGGCACGACCUGGAGCGCGCUCGCCUGCUGAUCGAGCUGCUACGCAAGCGGGAGAAGCUCAAGCGUGAGCAGGUGAAGGUGGAGCAGGUCGCCAUGGAGCUGCGGCUGACCCCGCUGACGGUGCUGCUGCGCUCAGUGCUGGACCAGCUGCAGGACAAGGACCCCGCCAGGAUAUUUGCGCAGCCCGUGAGUCUGAAGGAGGUACCAGAUUAUUUGGAUCACAUUAAACAUCCCAUGGACUUUGCCACGAUGAGGAAACGGUUAGAAGCUCAAGGGUAUAAAAACCUCCAUGAGUUUGAGGAGGAUUUUGAUCUCAUUAUAGAUAACUGCAUGAAGUACAAUGCCAGGGACACCGUGUUCUAUAGAGCCGCGGUGAGGCUGCGCGAUCAGGGAGGUGUUGUUCUGAGGCAGGCCCGGCGCGAGGUGGACAGCAUCGGCUUGGAAGAGGCCUCAGGGAUGCACCUGCCUGAGCGGCCUGCUGCGGCGCCGCGGCGGCCUUUCUCCUGGGAAGACGUGGACAGGUUGCUGGAUCCCGCCAACAGAGCCCACCUGGGCCUGGAGGAGCAGCUGAGAGAGCUGCUGGACAUGCUCGACCUCACCUGCGCUAUGAAGUCCAGCGGCUCCCGGAGCAAGCGGGCAAAGCUGCUCAAAAAGGAAAUUGCCCUCCUCCGAAACAAGCUGAGCCAGCAGCACAGCCAGCCCCUGCCCGCGGGGCCAGGCUCGGAAGGCUUCGAAGAGGACGGAGCUGCGCUGGGGCUGGAGGCGGGCGAGGAAGGAGAUAAAUCUCCCCCUAAACUUGAACCAUCAGAUGCAUUACCUCUUCCUUCAAACUCGGAGACUAAUUCAGAACCACCAACCCUCAAACCAGUAGAACUCAACCCAGAGCAGAGUAAACUUUUCAAAAGAGUCACAUUUGAUAAUGAAUCACAUAGCGCUUGCACUCAGAGCGCACUGGUAAGCGGACGCCCUCCAGAGCCCACCCGCGCCAGUAGUGGCGAUGUGCCGGCGGCGGCGGCCUCCGCGGUGGCGGAGCCAGCAAGCGAUGUAAACAGACGCACUUCUGUUCUCUUCUGCAAAUCGAAAAGUGUAAGCCCCCCAAAGUCUGCCAAGAACACUGAAACCCAGCCAACUUCUCCUCAGCUAGGGACCAAAACCUUUUUGUCUGUAGUCCUUCCGAGGUUGGAGACUCUUCUGCAGCCAAGGAAAAGGUCGCGGAGCACAUGCGGAGACUCCGAGGUGGAGGAGGAGUCCCCAGGAAAGCGCCUAGAUGCAGGUCUCACCAACGGCUUUGGGGGUGCGAGGAGCGAGCAGGAGCCGGGCGGCGGCCUGGGGAGGAAAGCCACACCCCGACGACGCUGCGCCUCCGAGUCCAGCAUCUCCUCCAGCAACAGCCCGCUCUGCGACUCGAGCUUUAGUGCGCCCAAAUGUGGGCGGGGCAAACCGGCUCUUGUGCGAAGGCACACGCUGGAGGACCGCAGUGAGCUGAUCUCCUGCAUCGAGAAUGGGAACUACGCCAAGGCGGCCAGGAUCGCAGCCGAAGUCGGCCAGAACAGCAUGUGGAUCUCCACUGAUGCCGCCGCCUCGGUGCUGGAGCCCCUGAAGGUGGUGUGGGCCAAGUGCAGCGGCUACCCCUCCUACCCGGCACUGAUCAUCGACCCCAAGAUGCCGCGUGUGCCUGGCCACCACAACGGUGUCACCAUCCCGGCCCCACCCCUGGACGUGCUGAAGAUUGGAGAGCACAUGCAGACCAAGUCCGAUGAGAAGCUCUUCCUCGUUCUCUUUUUUGAUAAUAAGAGAAGUUGGCAGUGGCUUCCUAAGUCCAAAAUGGUUCCCCUUGGUAUUGAUGAAACUAUAGACAAGUUAAAGAUGAUGGAAGGGAGGAAUUCCAGCAUCCGGAAGGCCGUGCGGAUUGCUUUUGACCGCGCCAUGAACCACCUGAGCCGCGUCCACGGGGAGCCGACCAGCGACCUCAGUGACAUUGACUGACGGCCCGGCCGCCAGCGCGGGUCUUGUCCAUAGUGUUGAUAAGCUGUACAUGUUUGUAUAUUGUUCAAAACUUAACUUAUUCUGAUUUUUAGUUGUAGCUCUUUAAUUCUUUUUCCCCGGGGAGGGGGGAGGUUUUAUUUCCCAGUUUUCUAGGAACCCAUCUCCGUCUGGGCGCUGUGAGUGGGGUGGGCGCGUCCGGGCAGUGCAGUGCGUCCGUCGCACGUCCCCGGGCCGUGCUGCUGGCGUCACUUUCUUUGAUAUGUAGCUUUUUCUUAAAGACUUUUGAAUGUUUAAUAAUUUUGUAAAUCAUGCUCUUUACACAGAGUACCACUUAUUUAAUAAGACGGGAUGUAAAUUUACAAUGACAAAUGUGUAUUUUAAGAAAGAAAAUGACAUUAUUUUGAAUGGUACUUUGUGGAAAGAGGGGAGAAUAAAGUUAUGCUGUGUACAUCACUUGCAGAUCACCAAAAACACUCCGCUGCCCGUGACCGCCGGCGGGUGUGUCCCCACUCCCGUCGUCCUGCCCACCUCAAACCCCGCAGGUGUGCCUCCCAGCGGAUUAUUUAUUGUAGAAAGUGUAUUCAUUUGCUUUAUAAUGAAAAAUACAUUUGCAAAAGUAUAUUGAUAUGCAUUUUUAUACAGGCACAUAAAAAUUCAACUUGGCUUGGGAGCAGAAUGCAUUGCAUUGUAUAAAUGACUCUGGCCUGUGUGUACUUUGAUUUUAUAACUUGUAAUCUUUUGUUUACAAUGAGGGGCUUUCUGUAACUUGUUUUAAUUUAGAACACUUUGGUAGCAAUAGAAACUUUGGAUACAUUUUUGUAUGGUACAUGUGAUGUAUAUAGAAUUAGUACUUUAUUUUUAUUUUUAAGAGGUAAAGCAUUAUGUUGGGGAAAGUAGGGUGGGUUUCCAAAUUUGCAUUUUUUAUAUUAAAAAUAAAGUCAAGAUUUGAA
This is a messenger RNA of Pongo pygmaeus (Bornean orangutan), 5033 nucleotides long. It is a transcript of the gene BRD1, whose product is annotated as bromodomain containing 1. Gene Ontology annotation, biological process: regulation of transcription by RNA polymerase II. NCBI's taxonomy places the organism in Eukaryota, Metazoa, Chordata, Mammalia, Primates, Hominidae. The record is from RefSeq and is a predicted model, not a curated record. Bases 391 to 4083 code for a protein of 1230 amino acids. The transcript is spliced from 14 exons. Gene Ontology annotation, molecular function: protein binding.